Dichotomopilus funicola is the source of this 1404-nucleotide messenger RNA. RefSeq names its product Snf7-domain-containing protein. Lineage: Eukaryota; Fungi; Ascomycota; Sordariomycetes; Sordariales; Chaetomiaceae. Gene Ontology annotation, cellular component: multivesicular body; ESCRT III complex. Gene Ontology annotation, biological process: vesicle budding from membrane; late endosome to vacuole transport via multivesicular body sorting pathway. The record is from RefSeq and is a predicted model, not a curated record. The transcript is spliced from 2 exons. Bases 1 to 1404 code for a protein of 467 amino acids.
AUGAGCCCGUCUCUGCUUGAAUAUCUCGUGGAAAACGAGCCAGCUUUUAGGAAAGCUCGACUUCCUGCACUCUACUCCGAUUUCCAGACCCAGCGUACGCUAAACCCAGACGGCUACGAAGCCAACGUAUCGGCAUGGCGCAAAGCUCUCGGGCGCAUCGUCGGCUCAGGGUUAGCUCCAGCCGGGCGAGGGGCUGCUUCAAAUCUAUUUGUUCUGCACUCGGAUGAACAGCUGCUCCGUGCAUUGGAGUCAAAGCAGUACGGUCGGCCACUCGCCCUCGGUACCGUAGUACGUGAGGCCUUAGCAGCGAAAGAUCUCGUCCCGCUGCGAGACUUUCUCGAAGCUAAGGAGAGCAUCUACUACCGGCCAUGGUCGGUGUGGAACCUCGCUUCAUGGACGAUGAAGCAGCUCGGGGUAGCAGAUAUUCUGAAGAAGGAUUCUCUUCCACCAGGGGAGUUCGUUGUGGUUUCCAAUGUCGAGGAAGCCGGCAAGGCGUUCGCCUCACAACAAGGCCCAGCCGCCACAGCGGGAACCCGCUUCGACCGCACCUUUUCGAAAGCGCACUUCUACAAAACCUUUAACGACCAGCUCCUCGACGGCCACAAACUCUCCGAAACCGACAUGGACGUCCUCCUCCGCUUCCUUUCCCGCGACAAACCCGCCAUCCUAUACGACGGCACCACCAUCAAGAUCCAGUCCCCAACCUCUUCCUCCAACGACAACAACAACGAACCCGCCGAGAUCACCCCGGAAGACACCUCAAUCGCGCAACUCAAAGAACUCCUCGUCUCCCUCACCCAUCAAACCGCCCUCCUAACCGCCCGCGUCGAACAACUGACCGCCCAGGCCCACCAAGCCGUCUCCAAAUCCAACCGCGUCGCCGCUCUAGCAGCCCUCCGCUCCCGCAAACUCGCCGAGUCCACUCUCGCCCAGCGCUUCGCUACCGUGCACCAGCUGGAAGAAGUCGCGGCGCAGAUCGAGCGCGCCGCUGACAAUGUGCAGCUGGUGCGUGUGAUGGAAGCGUCUGGCACUGCGCUGGCGUCGCUGAAUGCGCGCACGGGCGGGGCGGAUCGGGUCGCGGAUGUUGUGGAUCGGCUGCGCGAGCAGAUGGCGGAUGUUGAUGAGGUCGGAUCAAUCUUGGCGGAGUCGGCUGGUACGGUGGUGGUGGAUGAGGAGGAGAUUGAUGAGGAGCUGGCUGUGUUGGAGGGUGAAGAGCGGAAGCAGAAGGAGGAGGUGGAGAAGGUGGCGAGGGAGGAGAGGGAGAAGGAAGAAGCAGAGAAGACACGCGAGCGGUUGCUUGCGGCUGGGGAGGUGCCGAGUGGGGAGGUCAAGGUGCCUAGGGGGCAAGGAGAUAAGGAGAUGGAGGAUCUAAUGAGUAGGAUGUCCCUCAAGGAGGAUUCAUGA